CAUCGAAACAUUUCUGACAAACUCAGAUCGCAGAUUGACAAGGCUGUCAAGGAACAUCCUGUUGUUGUGUUCAUGAAAGGAAACAAAGCCUCUCCUCAGUGUGGAUUCAGUCGAGCUGUCAUUCAGAUCCUUGAUCUCCAAGGUAAGUCAGGCUUAUGUUUCAUUACGGUCAAUGUUCUCUCGGAUUCGGAGGUGCGCGAGGGCAUCAAGGAGUACACUUCUUGGCCCACUAUUCCACAGGUUUUUUUAAAUGGCGAAUUUAUUGGUGGAUCUGAUAUUCUUAUUAGUAUGCAUCAAAGCGGCGAGCUGGAAACAAUGCUGGCCAAGGAGGGUAUCAUUGAAGCGCCAGAACAAGAGCCAACCUCUAAAUGA
Batrachochytrium dendrobatidis JAM81 is the source of this 372-nucleotide messenger RNA. RefSeq names its product monothiol glutaredoxin GRX5. Gene Ontology annotation, molecular function: disulfide oxidoreductase activity. The annotation marks the transcript as partial. Lineage: Eukaryota; Fungi; Chytridiomycota; Chytridiomycetes; Rhizophydiales. The record is from RefSeq and is a predicted model, not a curated record. Gene Ontology annotation, cellular component: mitochondrial matrix. The transcript has 5 exons.